AUGGCAAUGUUCGAGACAUUAACUCAGUUAUGUCUCGACAUUGUCCAUAUGAAGAUAAGCCCGGCGGAGGGAUUUGAGAGGAUUCUGGUGGAGAAGAGUGAUCGAGAAGCCAUCAGCUCGGAGCUCAUUGACGUGCUCGUGCUCACAGAGCCGGAGAGCGAGUUCGCGGAGAACGCGAGUACGUCGAAGGCUAACUUCGAGUCGUUCGUUCACCUUCUCACGAACACCCUCGACUGCUACAAGAAAGAUGAUCACAAUAAGGCGCUGAUUCGACUCAAAACCAAAGUCUAUUUCAAACAAGCAAAAUUCAAUUUGUUCCGAGAAGAAUCUGAAGGAUAUUCAAAAUUAAUAACAGAACUGAUGGAGUCGGCAGAGAAUGGUCAAUCGAAUGACGACUACGCGAAAGUGAUCAAAAAUCGAGUGUUAUCUCUGAUCGGACAAUUCAAUUUGGAUCCGAAUCGUGUCACUGAUAUCAUUCUGGAAGUGUUCGAAAUCUUUCCCAAACAAAAACUCUUCUUUAUUGAACUUCUCAAAGAGAUCGAUGUGGUUCCAGAGUACCUAUGCUCAAUUCUUGGAUUCAAAUACACAUUCUAUCAGUCGGAUAAAAAGAAGACACCGUACUCGUUGUAUGUGUUGACUGCAUAUCUUAUUCAACACGAAAUGAUCGAUUUGAUGAAGAUUCUGGCUUAUAUGAUUCCGAAAUUAGAAGCCAUCAAGGAGGGACAUCGAGCAAGAAUGACGAAUGCACAGGAGAGAGCAUCCAAAGCGGAGACCAUCUCGACGGCGUCUAUCCCAAUUUUAGAUUCGAGAGGAUACGAGGAAAAUGGAAUGGGACCUGCGGCAACAUCAACAAUCUCUUUCACAACUGUAAUCCAACUCCAAGAGGACGAAGACGUCAAACUUUCCGAAGGAUUCAAUGAAGAAUCAGUCCUCUCCACCAAUCAAAAACUCGGUCUUGCAUGUGCUCUUCUCGAGAAUGGAAACUGGAAACAAGCUCAAAUGCUCAUCGACCGUCUCCCAGAAUACUAUGCAGUUCAAGCGAGUCCCCGUCUCUGUCGUGCACUUUGUAAGAUCAUCGAGAGAGCCAUCGACGAUUUCUAUCGUCAGAAUUGUACAUUGAACCUGUUCGGAGACUUGACGAAAUCCAAGAAACCAGUAUUCGAUGAUAUGGGAAAUGGAUUGAAACCAAUUGAAAGUUGGGAUGAUCUCGGGCAAUUGGCCAGUGUUCUCGCUUACUUGGGACCAAGAUUGGCGUAUCGAGCAACUACAAAUAUCAAAAUUCUUCGGCUAUUGACUGCAUAUUAUCAGAAAGUGGAGAAAGAUGAGUUGCCGAAAGAUGAGAAAUUGAAUCAAAUCUUCAUCGAAGUUGUCUCUGAAUGCCUUCUACCUUCUCUAACUCUAUCCGAUACGAAUGUUGCAUUGAGUGAAGAACUCUGGCAACUUCUUCAACUAUUCCCGUAUUCAUGGCGUUAUUGGAUGUACUCGAAGUGGAAUAAUGAGACUGCUCGACACCCCGAAAUGCAUAUUAUGAAGGGAAAAAUUCACGGAAGGACCAAAUACGUUCUAAAACGUCUCUCGAAAGAAACAGUGAAAAUGAUGGGUCGACAACUAGGAAAACUGUGCCACAUUCAUCCAUCUACAGUACUUUCUUAUCUUCUCAGUCAAGUUCAAACUUUCGAUAAUUUCAUCGGUCCAGUCGUAGACAGUUUGAGAUAUUUGACAAGUUUGGAGUUUGAUGUUCUAACUUACUGCAUCAUUUCCCAACUCGCGGAUCCAUCAAAACAGGCUCUCAAAUCGACAGAUGCUACAAUUUCCCCUUGGCUUCAAGCUCUCGGAACUCUCGUUGGAUCACUCUAUCGUAGAUAUCCACUAGAAUUGAAUGGAAUGCUGGAUUACGUUCUGAAUCAGCUGAAAUUAUGCAAGAGUUACGAUAUGCUUCUUCUCCGAGAAAUCAUUCAAAACAUGUCAUGGAUUGAAAGUAUCAGUGGAGCAACAAAAGAACAAAUUGAAGCACUCGGAGGCGGUGAUCUUUUGAAACAAGAAGCUGGUGGAUACUCGACGGCGACAAAGAAUCGAAAAGCAGCACAACGUCUUCGAGAUGCUCUUCUGAAAGGAGAUCUGGCUGUUGGAUUGUGUAUUUCAAUUGCUCAACAAAAAGAACACAUUAUGUAUAAUGAAAGUGCAACACUUCCAUUGAAACUCGCCGGAAAAAUGGUUGAUCAAUGCAGUGAUACAUUCCAACAAUUGGUUUCAUUUUUGAGUGUUUACAUGAGAAAUGAGGACUUUGCGAAACGAGUUCCCUCUGUGCGUGAGCUUCUUUCUGAGUUCUCUCUGGGAAUGGAGGCAACAAUGUGUCUGGCACGACCCACAUUCUUCUCAAAGAUUUUGGAUAACUAUGAUUUGGCGAAGAAAUCAACGAAGGCUGCAGUUGAUGAAGCAGGACAAAAAGCACGUUUGGAUACUCACCAGAAGACGGAAAUAUUCACGAAUGCACUCGAAUCGCAAGUGGAAAUUGUGAUGAAUGAGUUGAAAGAAGUGUAUCCUGGAAUGGAAGAAACUGCUCCUGUUAGAUUCUUCGCUGUCUUCUGGAUGCUUACAAUGUACGAUAUCGAAGUACCAACAUCUGCUUAUGACAGAACUUUAGAAGCAUUAAAGAAGGCAUCAAGAGAAGAUAAUCAUGGAAGUAAAGGCAAGAAAACGGAUAAGCAACUUGAGAGUAAACUGCGAGAAGAACAGAAGAGACAGGUGGAACACGUGGAACGAUAUAAGGCGUGGUUGUCGAAUCGAAAGGAUGCUUUGAUUGAAGAGAAGUUUCAUAACUCGGUUAUCGAAGUACUCAUACAGCAGUGCAUUCUUCCACGUGCCAUUUUCUCGGAGCUCGAUGCAGUUUUCUGUGGACAAUUCAUCAAAAUGCUUCAUGAAAUGCGAACGCCAUUCUUUCCCACCAUAGUUAUCAUGGAUCGGCUAUUCGAAAACGUUAUUGCUCUGAUCGCUGGACUCACUGAAAACGAAGCAAAUUCUUUGGCUUGCCUAUUCGAGAUUCUUCUUUCUAUGUCUCAAAGGUGGCAUUCUGAAAAGGAAAUUUUUGAGAAGGAAUGUGCUGGAUUCCCUGGAAUGAUCACAAAACAAGCAAUUGAAUAUCAGACGUUCCGAAAGUUAUGCUACAGAUGGCAGAACAGAUUCGUGUACAUGUUCAAAGCUGUUUUGACAAAAGAAGACUCGAAUUAUGUUCUCAUUCGAAAUAGUUUGAUAAUGAUGACCAAAAUGACUUCUGGAUUCCCUGUUAUAUCGCAUUGCGUCACUACAAUGGAGACUGUUGCCACGAAACUGAAAGAUAGAGAGAAAGGAAAACGAGAUGAUCUAUCACUGAAAGCUGCUUCUUAUGUUGGAAAACUCAAAAUGAGAAAUGUGAAGAUCUUCGCACAAAAUUCGGAUUAUGCUAAUGUUGCGAACAAAAAAGUUUCUACUGCUGAGAAGCCGAAAAAGAAAGAAACAACAGAGAAAACAGAUGGAGAACCAGCAGAUAAGAAGCUGAAGGUCGAGGGGAAAAAGAAUGGAACAUCUGCGGAGAAGGCAACGAAAGAAGAAGUACAACAGAAUGGAGGAGCAUCUGGAACAGUUGAAAAGAAGACGACGUCAGAUGAGAAUAAGGAGAGGAAGAAGAGACCUGGGAAAACGUCCGCGCCAUCUGCUCCGAAGGAACCCAAAAAAGAGUCAGAUAGCACAGAAGACGGAGAAAGGAUAACUCCAAGUCCUCCGCCAGCCAAAAAGACACGAAUUGGGGAUCGUUUGAAACGUCCGGAAGAAGAAAAGAAAGAUGAUAAGGAGCCGAUUAAAGAUACAGAUUCUGAGAAAGGAGAAAGUAAGAAGAAGAGGGAAAAGAGUCGAGAAAGAAAGGAUAAAGAUCCGUCUGGAAAAGAGAAAAGAUCAGAGAAGGAAAAGGAGAAAAAGCAGCAUAAAGAGAAUGGAGAGUCACAGAAAGAUCAGAAGAUUUUGAAAGAUCAGAGACAGAAGAGCAAGUCGGAAGAGAGAAAAGAAGUGGCUGGUCCAACGCUCCCGGAAGCUCCUCCGAAGAAAGACGAGAAGAAAAGCUCUAGAAAAGCGAUAGAAUUCGAUUUGGAAGAAACACCACGACCAGCUUCAUCAUCAUCUUCAUCUCGAAAAGAGAAAAAAGAAGAGAGAAAAGAAGAACGAAAAGAAGAAAGAAAGGAGAAGAAGGAAGAUCUUCCAAAAGCAUCCAGAAUCGCUGAACCAGUUCGUGAGAAGACGAGUGGAAGAGAUCGUGGACAUCGGACAUACAGAUAA
Molecule: messenger RNA, 4305 nt
Organism: Caenorhabditis remanei
Lineage: Eukaryota; Metazoa; Nematoda; Chromadorea; Rhabditida; Rhabditidae
Exons: 13
Coding region: 1-4305 (1434 amino acids)
Biological process (GO): mRNA export from nucleus; mRNA processing
Cellular component (GO): THO complex part of transcription export complex
Molecular function (GO): mRNA binding
Source: RefSeq, a predicted model, not a curated record